AUGGCCGCCCCAACUAUCUCGACCAUGAUUGACCCGACCAAACAGGCCGAGUACCCCAUUGUUCUGGGGGAAAGACUAGCCAACGACACAGCGUCUAGCCGAUUGAUCAAUGUCAACUAUAACUAUAAAACCAAGUCCGCAACCCCAACUCAGCGUUCGACUAUCACACCUUCCUCCCUGUCGCGCGAUCUCUACGACCUUUCCGUCACCGAUAAGGCCCCGGGCGCCGAUCACAACUUGACGUAUGCCUACCAGGGCAGCGAGGACCCGACCGACGAACGCAACCUGGUCUUGGUGUUCGACCCCGACCGCAAGGUUUUCGUCCUAGAGUCAGUUUCGACGAAACUGAACUUCAACCUUCGAUCACGACCUGGAAAGACCGAGAAGGAGGUCCGCCACGAGAACCUGGAGCUUCUUCCGGUCUACCACGAAGACGAUCACACCUCUUCGGACGAUCGCAACGCUGGCAAUACAAGUGAAGAUGAAGGUCAGGCCGAUGACAAUAACCCCUAUGACUUCCGCCAUUUCCUUCGAAAGGGCGGCGCGGAGAACCAGCCGGCCUCGAUAUCUACUGCCACCACCCCGGAACCUGUCUACACCAGUAAGGCGACCACGCCGGUCUUCCAGGCCUCCAAGCCCGCUCCAUCUUCAAAAUCGGCCCCGGCUCCAGCCCCGAAGCCGAUGUCUCGUCCGAAGAAGCAGGCAAAUCCUCUUCGAGCACCCAAGCGACCUACGAAGCUGGCCGCUCCAACCGCUUCAACCAACUCAAACCCGCCCCGGUCAACUCCAGAGCCGCCGGCCGCGCCCACCCCCCGCACUGUUCAAUCUCCAAAUUCUAACAUAAUUGUCGAUGGGGAUCUAAUCAUCGAUAUGGGUUCGCCACCUCCAUCUCGGGCCUUCAAGGUGAACCCUGCCUUUUUCUCAUCUAACAACACUCCGACCGAUGAUCGAGAUGAAGAUGAAGAAGAGGAAGAGGAUGAAAUGGAUAGUUUUCGUCUUCCUUCUCCUGCUCGAAACACCAACCCCCCACCCGUUGAGCAUACUUCGGGGGGUGCUGGAGGUAGCAAUGAUAUGGAUGACGAUGACUUUGAUCCCCUGGCGGCAGAGAUGGAAGCAGCCUUUGAAGAAACUGCCCGUGAAGAACAAGUCGCGCCUCGACAAUAUACGCAGACAUCAACCUCUGCGCGGUACAAUGUGCCAAGUGACGACGAGAGUGAGGUUAGCGAAGAAGAGUAA
Messenger RNA from Penicillium cosmopolitanum, 1236 nucleotides. Its product is annotated as ELL-associated factor. NCBI's taxonomy places the organism in Eukaryota, Fungi, Ascomycota, Eurotiomycetes, Eurotiales, Aspergillaceae. Bases 1 to 1236 code for a protein of 411 amino acids. The transcript is spliced from 2 exons. The record is from RefSeq and is a predicted model, not a curated record.